AAAUUACUCCAACCUUAACCUCUAUAGACUUCAGACUCUUUCUCUACUCCACAAGUGUCUUCAACCUAAAACCCUCUCUCUCUCUCUCUCUCUCAUUCUCUCUCUAAAGAGAAAGCGCAAAGACUGUAGAUAUUCGUGGAAUUCGAUCUCUUAAUCUAUGGAUGAACAGCCAUGUGAAGGAAAUGAUGGGGAAAUGAUAGAGAGUUCAAACGGUAAGGAGUUAGUUUCAAGUGAAGGAGAUUUGGAUAUGGAGCCGUAUGUUGGUAUGGAAUUUGAAUCUGAAGAGGCCGCCAAGGUCUUCUAUGAUUCAUAUGCCACGCGAUUGGGCUUCAUCAUGCGUGUUGAUGCGUUUCGUCGGUCGAUGCGUGAUGGAAAGAUUGUUUGGCGUCGACUUGUUUGUAAUAAAGAAGGUUUUCGUAAGUGUAGACCUAGGCGGAGUGAAAACAGGAAGCCUAGAGCAAUCACAAGGGAAGGGUGUAAGGCCAUGAUUGUUGUUAAAAAAGAAAAGACAGGAAAAUGGGUCGUUACAAGAUUUGUUAAGGAGCACAAUCAUCAACUGGUAGUUACACCUGCCAACAAUCGUCGCAGUGUACUCCUGUCUCAAACACCAGAUGAGAAAGAUGUAAAGAUUCGGGAACUGAUGGCCGAGUUACAGCGGGAAAAAAAGCGAUCUGCAGCCAUCCAAGAACAGCUUGAUAUGGUUUUGAAAGAUAUGGAGGAGCACUCUAAUCACUUGACAAGAAACAUUGAUGACAUAGUUCGAAGUGUGAGAGAUAUUGAAUCAAAGAGAUAGCCUUUUCACAGAGCUGAUAGCUUCAUUUAGUCGUUGACCAAAUUUGUACAAUUUGUUUGGCACAUCUGUUGUAUGUUUUCUAGAAUGUAAUAUUUACUUGUAGGUUGAGUUCCCUAUUAUAAACAAAUAAUAGACGAACUUCGUUGAGGCAUUUUGAAACUUCUCCAUAUUGAAAAAGUUGAUUAGAUUGGAAUUUGAA
Cornus florida is the source of this 992-nucleotide messenger RNA. Its product is annotated as protein FAR1-RELATED SEQUENCE 5-like. Bases 158 to 793 code for a protein of 211 amino acids. The record is from RefSeq and is a predicted model, not a curated record. NCBI's taxonomy places the organism in Eukaryota, Viridiplantae, Streptophyta, Magnoliopsida, Cornales, Cornaceae. The transcript is spliced from 3 exons.